Macadamia integrifolia is the source of this 3758-nucleotide messenger RNA. Its product is annotated as chromatin modification-related protein EAF1 B-like. Gene Ontology annotation, cellular component: NuA4 histone acetyltransferase complex. The record is from RefSeq and is a predicted model, not a curated record. The transcript is spliced from 10 exons. NCBI's taxonomy places the organism in Eukaryota, Viridiplantae, Streptophyta, Magnoliopsida, Proteales, Proteaceae. The annotation marks the transcript as partial.
UUGCAGAGGGAUAAUGCCAAAAAGAGAUUGGAGGGUCAUCAUUUUGAAUCUAAUGGAAACAGUGGCAUUUUUGGCCAACAUGCUGCGAAGAAGCCUAAGAUGAUGAAGCAAUUAGCAGAGACUUGUCCUGAGAAUUUUGCUCCAGUGACUGGUUCAAUUCCUUCUCCUGUGGCUUCCCAAAUGAGUAAUAUGUCCAAUCCAAAUAAGCUGAUGAAAAUGAUUGCUGGCCGGGAUCGAGGCAGGAAAGCGAAGGCACCAAAGGCACCUGCUGGGCAGUCAGGGUCAGGAAAUCCAUGGUCGCUAUUUGAAGACCAGGCACUUGUUGUCCUUGUGCAUGAUAUGGGUCCAAACUGGGAGCUUGUAAGUGAUGCUAUCAACAGUACACUGCAAUUCAAGUGCAUUUUUCGGAAACCUAAGGAGUGCAAAGAGCGUCACAAAAUUUUAAUGGAUAGGAAUGGUGGUGAUGGAGCUGAUAGUGCCGAAGAUUCAGGGUCAUCUCAGCCUUAUCCAUCUACUUUACCUGGCAUUCCAAAGGGCAGUGCCAGACAGUUGUUUCAACGUUUGCAGGGUCCUAUGGAAGAGGAUACUCUUAAGUCUCAUUUUGAGAAAAUCAUUUUGCUUGGUCAGCAACUGCAUUCUCGUAGGAGCCAGAAUGGUAAUCAGGAACCAAAGAAAAUAGCACCAGUCCACAAUUCUCAUAUUCUUGCGGUUUCCCAAGUCUGCGCAAAUAGCUUGACUGGAGGUCCUCUAACGCCUAUUGAUCUUUGUGAUGCGACAACAUCCAGCCCGGAUAUUCUUUCCCUUGGAUAUCAAGGGUCUCAUAAUAGUGGUUUAGCAAUUCCAAAUCAGGGUUCUGUUGCUCCAGUUCUUCCAACUUCCGGUGCGAAUGCCAUGCUACAAGGGUCUUCUGGUAUGACUCUCGGCGGUAGCCUGCCAUCACCUUCUGCUGCCCUGAGUGCUCCUAUGAGGGAUGGUCAAAGAUAUGGUGCUCCAAGACCAGCAUCUCUACCAAUUGAUGAACAACAAAGAAUUCAGUAUAAUCAAAUGCUAUCUGGUAGGAACAUUCAGCAGUCUGGCAUGACAGUUCCUGGGGCUAUUCCAGGCACAGAUCGUGGUGUUCGUAUGCUACCUGGUGGAAAUGGUAUGGGUAUGAUGUGUGGAAUGAAUAGAGGCAUGCCAAUGCCUCGACCAGGAUUUCAGGGAAUAGGUUCAGCUGCUAUGCUGAACUCUGGAAGUAUGCUUCCCUCUGGUGGGGUGGGGAUGCCAAGCCCUGUAAAUAUGCACCCUGGAGCUGUUUCUGCACAGGGAAACUCUAUGCUUGGACCGCGUGAUGCUUUGCAUUUGAUGCGGCCUGGUCAGAAUCCAGAAGAUCAGAGACAGAUGAUGAUGCAAGAACUUCAGAUGCAGGUCACACAAGGGAGCAGCCAAGGGGUGCCCUCUUAUAAUGGGUUGAGUACUGCAUUCUCCAAUCAGACAAUCCCUCCACCAGUUCAGACAUUUCCAGUCCAACAUCAGCAGCAACAUCAGAUGCCCCCACAACAAUCUGGUGUGCUUGGAAACCCACACCACUCUCGCCUCCAAGGAAACAGCCAUGCUACUAACCCACAGCAGCAGGCUUUUGCUCUUCGCCUUGCUAAAGAGAGGCAACUUCAGCAGCAGCAACGCUACUUGCAUCAUCAGCAGCAACAGCAACAGCACCAGUUUGCUACCUCCAAUCCUUUGAUGCCACAUCCCCAACUGCAGUCUCAACAUUCGAUAUCAUCUUCCAAUCAGAGUAGUUCCCAGAUUCAGCAGCAGGUAUCCUCUCAGCCAGUAUCAAUGCCCCCUCCAAAUUCCCAGCAUCCCCUGACACCAUCUUCUCCAAUGAAUCCCAUCUCUUCACAACCCCAGCAGAAACAUCACCUGCCAACUCAUGGGCUUGGUCGAAACCCUCAAGCUGGUGGUGUCAACCUCCCAAAUCAGAUGAUGAAGCAACGGCAGCGGCAGCAGCAGCAACAGCAACAGCAACAGCAACAGCUUCAACAGCCUGGCAGGCAUCACCCUCAACAACGGCAACAACCACAGUCACUGCAGCAGCAGGCUAAACUUAUGAAGGGAUUGGGCAGAGGAAACAUGAUACAUCAGAACCUUGCUGUUGAUCCAUCCCAUGUGAAUGGCCUUCCUACAAAUCAAGGAAAUCAAGUUGUUGAGAAGGGUGAGCAGGUCAUGCAUCUGAUGCAGGGGCAGGGCUUAUAUCCUGGCUCAGGCUCCAAUUCCAUUGAACCUGGCAAACAGUUAAUCCACCAAUCCUCAAAUCAGUGCCAGCCACAACAAAAGAUGUUUCCUCGUCCACCACCUCCUUCAUCGAAGCAGCUGUCGCAGAUGCCUCAUCCUGAUAACUGCAAUCCAGGACAGGUCCCACCAGUUCCUUCUGCUCAUAUAUUACCAUCCCAACAACCAGUUCCUUCCCACCAGCAGCAGCAUCCACAGCCGCAACCAAGGCAGGCAGGGCAACCACAUGGCAUCCAUAGAAUGCUUCAUCAACAGAGUCGGCAAAUGAAUUCUGAUCCGCCAAUGCAGUCCCCGGCUGAGCAUAUUCAAGUUAGCCAGCAGCCUGUGAACAAGGCAUUUCAGAUGGUUACCCCCUCAACAAUGCCUCUGUCCUGUUCUGAAUCGACGAGUGUUAUACCUGUUGUUUCCACUGCAAGCACUCCACAGUGGAAGGCACCAGAGCCACUACAUGAUGCUGGUUCGCCAAAUGCACCUACUAACUUGGCUGCCAUUGGAAACUCACCUUUGCCAAAUACAGUAGGAACCGAGUCCAUAGCCUCUCCAAGCCAAGGUUUAGCACAGAAGCCAUUCUCAGGCAGCAUGCCCAUUCAUGGACAAAAUGUUGGGACACAGUGGCCACAGCCACUGCAACAUCAACCACCACAACCACCAGUGCCACCACCACCAUCACCAUCUGCCUCCCAACAACAACAAACGCAACAAAUUCAGCAGCAGCAACCGCAACAACACCAUCAUCACCAAAAGGCACGACCCCAUCCCCCAUCCACACCUGUGGCCCAACCCCCACAAUCAAAUCCACCAUCCCAACAUCAUCAGCAUGAGCCACCCCAACCGCAGCAAUCUCAGCAGCCGCAUCUGCCACCUGGGGAGGGUGGUCUACAUGCCAGGCCUACCAAUUCUGGAUCAGGAUAAAGCACUGGAGUGGUUGAGCAGUCCUCAGUUUAGUGGGUUGGUCUGGUUGGGCUUUUGUUCUGCAUGCCCAUAUAGCAGCAAUGUACAGGUAAAGAGCUAAUUCCAUGAUCCAGAUUCUUCCGACUGUAUACUAACAUCCAUAUGUCGAAUAGUGAACAGACAAGGAGAUACUGUGGGAUUCAUUUGUUCAGUUCCGUGGAAAAUGUGAAACUAACUGUAGCAUGGGGUUAUGUACAGAUGGCAGCUGGUUACUCCUGUCGGAGUGGUUAGAUGGAAAGGGGGUCCUGGUGCAGUUUUCACCGGAGUGAGGGAUGACAAUUGGGGGUGAUUGUUUUGUGGAAUCUAUUGUUCUUCCUUGUACAUUACUAAUGAUAUAAGCAUCGGAGAGAGGGUGACAGAGAGGUACAUGUACAGGGGUCACAUUCCUAUUUUUCUCUUUGUUUCCCUUUUAGCACCCUGAGUUUGCCCGUGUACAGUGGAAAGGGGGUCUUGGUUUCUUUCUGGCUCCCAUCAAUGGUGAAUGUAUUAUUAUAUUUUUGGAUUAUGCUGUUAGUGAUAAUUGUUCAAUUAGCAAA